Messenger RNA from Penaeus chinensis, 954 nucleotides. Its product is annotated as protein VASP homolog. The record is from RefSeq and is a predicted model, not a curated record. NCBI's taxonomy places the organism in Eukaryota, Metazoa, Arthropoda, Malacostraca, Decapoda, Penaeidae. Bases 74 to 817 code for a protein of 247 amino acids. The transcript has 5 exons.
UCAGGAUAGUGCAACGAGUGUUCUAGGAAACCCUCUGGGGAAGAAAAAAAUAUUUAUAUAUAAUCGAAAGAGGAUGCAGCAUUUCUAUAUGAUAAGAUUGGGAUGGAUUUCCAUUUUCUUCGUUGCGUGUAGUGCACAAGCAAUUAACUCCACAACCACGCCAUCACCAGAGGUAGAGAACGAGGUGAAUCAAACCUACAUCUGGACUUUUGUGGCGAUUGGCCUCCUUAUCUCCUGCUGUGUGUUCUCGGCCUUGCUCUAUCGGAAAUUCUUCGGGCCUUGCGACAUGGGCGGCGCGGGAGGAGCGGCGGCGGCGGCGACGGCGAGCAACGCGACCUCGCAGACCAACCCCGUCCAGCAGGUGUGCUCCAUUCCCGGGAUGCAGCCGACGGUCACGGGCGGUGCAACCUCGUCGAACACCCCGAAGUCCUCGCCCAAGUCGACCUCCAAGGAAAAGAAAGCCUCUCCGAAGCCCAAGACCCCGUCCACGCCCACGCCUACGCCCACGCCCACGCCCACGCCCAUGCCCUGGACCGCCCCCUGGCCCUCCGCUCCGCCCAUUUUCGUCCAUCCGGUCUCCCCGCACGCCCCCUACGGCAUGGCGCCCACGCUCUCGAGGUCGACUCCCGUCAUGGCGCCCCAGGUCCCGUCCUGCCCCCCUGCCCUCGCCCAGGAGCCCUUCCCGCCCGUGCACCACCCGGAGCCGUUCGCGCCCAUGCACCACCCGGGGUAUUUGAGGCAGCUGCCGCCCGCCUGGGGUGUUCCUGCAGGUAUUGGCAGUCAUUAUCCUUACGACCAGCAACCACACUCAUUUUAGCGUUGGGAAAGAUCGCCGAAAGCAUCAUCAACAUUUUUAUCCUUUUUUUCCAUGCGGGUCAUACACUAGCGCUUGAUUUUUUUAUUGAUAUGCAGCUAUUUGUUCCGUUUCUGCAACUAUGUUUAUUGCUGAAACCA